AUGGUUAAAGCACUUGAAAAUACUAUUUCGCCAGCGUAUUCUUAUGCAAGUCGUCUCGUAUGUCACGUAAAUAUGUAUCAACAACAUCAAAUUUUAUCGCUAAGAAAAAUGUCAAAACUGGCUAGUUUUCAACUUCAAAAGUCACGAAUAGUCGAUUAUUCACAUCUUAACCAACAUGAUCCAGACUUUGACUCAGAUUCAGAUGAUAGUAGUGGUGAAGAAGAUGAAGAUACUACUGGCAAUUGCACAGAUAAUGAAUAUUCAACUGAGAAUGACGAAGAUUAUGUAUCUAAUCAUCUUUUCAAAGUUAGUUCGACUACAUUUCAAGGAAUGCGAGUUUUUGAUUCCAUUAAUCCAACCUUGGCCUAG
This is a messenger RNA of Rotaria socialis, 369 nucleotides long. The record is from the annotation of a GenBank genome assembly. NCBI's taxonomy places the organism in Eukaryota, Metazoa, Rotifera, Eurotatoria, Philodinida, Philodinidae.